Molecule: messenger RNA, 441 nt
Organism: Dentiscutata heterogama
Lineage: Eukaryota; Fungi; Glomeromycota; Glomeromycetes; Diversisporales; Gigasporaceae
Source: the annotation of a GenBank genome assembly
AUGGCUUGGACAUCAAAAUGUACAACCAUGGGAUACCAAAUCACAUUCUCUCGAUCACUCAUUCAAGUUGUUAAACCUAGUUGGGUUUUUGCAAGUUUCUUAGGAAUCCCACCACGACUUGAUAAUUACUACUAUCUUACAAGUCAAUUACAACAAUUUGCCAACACCACUGACUUGAGUAAUAAUGUUACUCAAGUUAGCAUUUAUCUGCAAAGCUCUGUAAUAAUAAAACAAAAGGAAAUUAGAUUACAUACGGUGUAUAAUGCCGUUGGUUCAUUUGGCGGUGUUUGGACGCUUUUAGCAGGAAUUUAUAGUUUAGCUUUCGGAGGUUCUAUCGUCGAUUACGUUGUAAAAAAUAUUUUCAGCAAAAUCAAGAAGACGGAUAAAAGUGAUACACCAAGUGAAAAUCAAAAAUCUAUAGAUAUAUUAAAUAAUGUAUAG